AUGGCGUUCAAGGAACUGCCCAAGAGAGGCGAAUGUGCUGCAUGUCCGGACAACAAAAGCAAGGCACCCGUUCAGCUCCCCCGCGCUCACGCUGCAAGUGCUGCACGUUUCGAUCGAAACGUGCAUGUUGAGCUUGAUCAGGACAGUGGCAGUCGCGAGCGUGUGGACCGCAUCGUGGUGCCAGCGCACGCUGAGUUUGUGUACUGCUACACCUUCAACCCGCUGAAAGCGAGGAGCAAUGGAACCAGGUAUCACCCCAACCUGCGACGUGUGUGGCUCGGUACUGGGAAGGUGGAACACCUUUCUGCCGACUUGGAGGAGUGCAUCGAUCUGGCGUUCUCCCCUGACACCAACUGUCGGCGUCUGCUCCAGGUCUUCGACACAGCAGUUGCUGUGUGGAAUCCCUUGGCGGAGCAAGGCAUUGCUUCACAAAGGCCUGUUCUUCUGCAAGCGGUUCUGCCGGCCAAUGCACGUGUGGACAAGGAGCUUGGUGAUGCCUUUCACCUGACACAGGCCGUGAUGACACCUUCCAUGGAUCGAGUGAUCGCGUUUGGCAACACGGACUUUGUCUUUGCGUGGGCAAGAGACUACAUCAACGCCAUUGCCACCACCUGUGACGGUCGCAUUCUUGCUCUCGGCAUCAAGGACCUCAGCAAGCCCGUUGGCGAGGGACAUCUCGUCCGCCUUCACGACCUCGCGUCCAUGACAGAGCUGGCAGACCUCCAGGGCCACACGGACGUCAUCACUGCACUGCGCGAGGUCCGAACCUCGUCCCCGGGCCGCGCGCAAUGGGUGUGCACGGCAAGCAAGGAUGGCACGCUCAAACUCUGGGACACAGACCGCCAAGAGUGCGAAGCCACCCUUGCCGCAGUAAACCCGCCGUUUGUUCAAGGGUACGAGAACACCGACAUUGCCAGCGGGGCGACGGUUCUCCCAAGCCCCGACGGCCGCUUCCUCGUGUCGAGGCACCCCAACGCCACCUACCUGUGGGACCUGGCACGCUUCGAGUGCGUGAAGCAGCUUGCAUGCCACGGAGCGUGUGCGUGGCUGCCUGGCAGCAAGCAUCUCAUCGGCAUGAGCGGACAGACGCUGUUGACAUUCGCUGCUCAGGGGGUGCAGGAGGCCGAGCGACCCCGCGUGGUCUGGAAUGGCUCAGAUUGUGGCGCGUUGUGCUUAACACAUGAUGAGCAGCGUGCCGUUGUUCGGCAGCUGUGCUGCGUCUUGGUGUUUGACGUGCACACGUCCGCACUUCUGGCGCGCACAGAACUGCCCGGCAACCUGGAGUCUGUGUUUGCCGUGACGCGCGAUGAUUCGCAUGUGGCCGUCUCGAACAAGCACAGCAUCCACGUUCUUCGGCUCGACAACGAUUUGAGUGAGGACGCUGUGCUGCAAGGGCACACGCGAGACGUUGAGCACCUCACCAUCACCUACGAUGGCCGAUACCUGGCGUCUGGCACACGGCGGGGCGAGAUGCGCUUGUGGGACAUUUCCAACAGAGCCGCUCCAACGUGCAUUGCCAUCGUUGCUCCUUUGCAGAGCCCAGACUCGCCAAGCUUCGUUGCCAUGGCUGCCCUGCCAGGGGCACCUCGGGUUGCCGCAUGCACGGGGGAUGGCUCGCUCCGUGUCUGGGCAAUUGGAGAGGAGGCACAACGCUUCCGUCAGGCUCUGGGGCAGCAAGCAACAGCCGCACAGCCCGGUUGCCAGCAGAGCCCGAGCCAACAGGAGGCUCACUGUUCCAGCAGCGAGGUUCCAGUCACAUGUGUCGCCACGUUUGCCACGGAACUGAAGGUCGCGACGUGCAUGGCGGUGAAAGCGAGCGAUGAGCUCGUGGCAGUUGGCGGAGAGAAGGGCACCGUGAAGAUCUACACAUUGGCGCAGGUGCUGUGCCAGACGAACCACUCGUCCACGGACACCCCAUGUACCACGCUGCGCAUCGAUACCCCCAGCGCCUUGGAUUGCAUCACCUUCUUUCCCAAAGCUGAGUGCCUGGCCGCCCUUGUGCGAUGGGAGGGCGCGUACAUGCAGCGGCUGACGAGUCACCCCCAGCAACACCAGCCCACCGUGGUCAUUGCUCGCGGCCUGCCCGACUUGCUUGUUGUGGACAGCAACAACCGCGUGCUUUUGGAACAGUGGCUUUCCGACAUUCGCGCGCUUGUGGUUGUGCCAGUCGGCCCUGCCAUCGAUCAUCGUCGCGUACCCUGCCAUGACCCCUGCGUCGGCAGUGCACUUCGCGACCGCGAUCUGAGGGAAGCGAUGCUGAGGGGUGCCCCGGCUGAGUGGCUGCAGACGCUCGUACCUGUCAAUUCAGCGACAACACAGGAGCUUCGGAACAGCAGCAGCAGCAGCAGCAGCAGCAGCAACCACAACAACAACAACAACAACAACAACAACAACAACAGCAGCAGCAGCAGCAGCAGCAGCAACCACAACCACAGCAACAGCAGCAACCUCACCAGCACCAGCACCAGCACCAGCAACAGCAACAACCACAAUGACAACGACAGCAGCGACUACCUGCCGCUGGUGGCCUGGUUGGCUUCCCUGAGUGAUGGUGCAGCAGAUUUGCAAGCUGCUUUUGAGGCCGUGCAGCCUGGCUCACUGGAUCUUCUCACACAGCCCUCGAUGCUGCGAACGGCCAUCACAUGUUCAAAGGACAGCCGCAUGGUCAGCCACGUCACUAGCAUCAUCAGCAGAGCCGUGCACGCAGACGCAUGCAAGCGCAGACACCACGCGCACCACUGGUUCCUGGACGUGCGUGGUCUCAACACAAGUUUCACGGAAGACCUCAUUGCCCUCAUUGCGGGGUUUCCAGACCAAGCAGCGGAGCUCCUUGACAGCCUGGGCCUUGUGCCCCUGCACACCGACCACCACUAUGACCACCAGCAGACCCGCCUGCCGGAAUCGCAAAUGAUUGUGGUGGGCCACGAGCGCGGGUAUGGCGAGUUUUUCCUGUGGAAGCGCCUGCGUGAGGGGAAGGUGUUGCACAAGCUUGAGGAUGCAGGCGCAACGCCGACGCUGACAGAGGCGUGCAUCGUGCCCAUCCCGUAUGCCGCGGCUUUUUUGCCUGGGAAGGAAGAGACGAGCUUCCUCAGGGCCCUCGCAGACAAGGGAAAAGCGGAGCUCUUUGGUAGCCGCAUCGUGCGGGCCGUUGUUCAGUUCAAGUGGGAGACGUUUGGACAGCGCAGGUUUCUGUGGGAGGCGGCGUGGUACAUGCUGUCCCUGGUGCUCAUCACCGUGCUCACCUUCGUCUUCAACGCCAGCGGCAAGGACUUGGUCCAGCUCUUGGGUGCAGCCGACAACAGCAGCGCCAACGCCAGCGACAUUUCCUCCGUCGUCAUUGUGGCUCUUCUCGCUGGGAUGGCCUUUCAUGACCUGGUGCAGGAAGUGCGCCAAGUCGUGGCAAUCAACAACUACCUGUUCUACGUGUGGAACUGGAUGGACCUGGCCAGCAUUUCGCUCAUCUUCGUUGUGGUUGGCACGUACUUUGCUGGGUGGGUGCACGCGCGCGCGUUCUUAGCGCUUGCGGUGUAUCUUCGGUGGUACCGUCUGCUGUACUACCUGCAGCCGUUCCAGUCGACUGGCCCGCUGGUGCGCAUGAUCCUCGUGAUCUGCUAUGACAUGCGCUACUUCCUAUUGGUGCUUGGCAUCAGCAUCGUGGCCGCGUGGACGUCGUUCCGGUUGUUGCUGCGUGAUGAUUCUGCGCUGCCGGUGGAAGAGCUGGGCGACCCGGCCAACGGGCUGCUGCUCAUGUUCAACAUGCUGCUGCUGGCGGACUUUGACCUAGCCACCUUUGACGGCGACUACGUGGUGCUGCUGCGCAUCCUGUUUGUCAUCUCCAUGGUGCUGGUCCCCGUUGUGCUGCUGAACCUUCUGAUUGCGCUCAUGUCAGACUCGUACGAGCGCAUCCAGGACCGCGCAGACAUCGAGUUCCAGCUGCUGCGCGCACGCAUCUUGCAUGAGCAGGAGAAGUUCAUGACCAAGAAGGAAAAGCGCAACCCCAAGCUGUUUCCAAAGUGGCUGCACGUGCUCGUGCCCAAGGGUGGUGCUGGCUCCGGUGGUGUGCAGUGGCAAGGCGUGCUGCACGCGUUGAAGAAGGAGGUGGCAGGCGUGGACAAUCGAGUGUCAGGGGUGGAGCGGAAGGUGGAGGAGCAGAUGGCUGACGUGCAGGCGAAGAUGGAAGAGGCCCUAACGCUGCUGAAGAAGCUUUCCGAACCGCAGGUGCCCCAACAGGAGUGAUGGCGCACAUGCACAUUGGUUUGUCGGUUGGUUGUCUGUCGUAGUCGUUGGCUGUGGGGCUGGGUGAUGGAUAGGCAUAGGUCGGUCGAGUCACGCCCAUUCACAUUGCAGUCUUGUCAUGGAUCAGACUUGCUCCGUUUCAAACCUGAAGGAGCGAAGUGCUUCGCCAAGCCUGUGGUUUGCUGCAGCUCUCCUUUUGUCACCUUGCGCUUGCUCUCGCCGCUACAGUGUUACAGCACCUUGGGUCAUCAAUGCGUGCAUUCUUUUCAUUUCACUUCCACUCCUAUCUCCGCAUGCCUUUCAUCCCUGUGCUUUGACCUCCAUAUGCCUCUUUCAUGUAGCCUGUGUCACCUUUGUGUCUUUUCUUCAUGAUUGUUCAUUCGUAAACAACAGCGCGCAUGGGGUUGCUGCAUGACACCACAACUGAAAGGACACGC
Messenger RNA from Salpingoeca rosetta, 4673 nucleotides. RefSeq lists its product as uncharacterized. Gene Ontology annotation, cellular component: membrane. Gene Ontology annotation, biological process: calcium ion import across plasma membrane. The record is from RefSeq and is a predicted model, not a curated record. The coding region runs from base 1 to 4236 and encodes 1411 amino acids. Gene Ontology annotation, molecular function: protein binding; monoatomic ion channel activity. NCBI's taxonomy places the organism in Eukaryota, Choanoflagellata, Craspedida, Salpingoecidae. The transcript is spliced from 3 exons.